This is a messenger RNA of Colletotrichum paranaense, 231 nucleotides long. RefSeq lists its product as uncharacterized. Lineage: Eukaryota; Fungi; Ascomycota; Sordariomycetes; Glomerellales; Glomerellaceae. The transcript is spliced from 2 exons. The record is from RefSeq and is a predicted model, not a curated record. Bases 1 to 231 code for a protein of 76 amino acids.
AUGACAACAGCGGUGAACCCAGCCGACCUCUCCGCUUCAGUGUCCCGCCACCACGUUGACCAACGACCAGUACCAAUGGGGUGGCGACGUACAAACGAUCUUACCAUUACAUUGCCAGCGAAGUCUUUUGCAGCAAUGCUUCAUGAAGUAAGCCGAUGGCAUUCUAUAUUGAUGCCACCAGCGUCCCUGAGGCUGACUGCAUGCUGUGGGCGUGAAACGAGCAGUAAGUAA